Messenger RNA from Pecten maximus, 2120 nucleotides. RefSeq lists its product as uncharacterized. The record is from RefSeq and is a predicted model, not a curated record. The coding region runs from base 49 to 2055 and encodes 668 amino acids. NCBI's taxonomy places the organism in Eukaryota, Metazoa, Mollusca, Bivalvia, Pectinida, Pectinidae. Gene Ontology annotation, molecular function: damaged DNA binding. Gene Ontology annotation, cellular component: nucleus. Gene Ontology annotation, biological process: single strand break repair; base-excision repair. The transcript is spliced from 9 exons.
AACAGGAAGUUUACGUUUGGUACUUCCCGCGCGAAAUAUGAUGGAAUCAUGGCACCCGUCUCCCUAAAAUACGUCGUGUCCUUCACAUCACAGGACAACAGCCACCCAGUCCAAAACCUGACAGACAACAAUGGAUUCAAGAAGUGGCUAUCUAACCCAAAGGAAAAGUCGGGUCAGAUUGAGGCAGUGUUUCAACUAGAGCAAAGCUGUAGGAUAAUGUACAUUGACAUAGGCUUGAUAUGGUGUGCUAUGUUAGAGAUACAGGUUGGUCGGUCAGACUGGCCUGUGGGACAGGAUUACCAGACCCUCCUGCACACUGCCAGUAUCAUGAGCCCAGGCGACUGUCGGGACAGCAAUAAUACAGUUAGGACCAGAAUGUUUGGUAAAGAACAUUUCAGUGAAGUGACGGCUAAAGAGACGUGGGACCGUGUGCGUAUCAUCUGUCGGCAACCCUGGAGGAAGGAUGUCCAGUUUGGGGUCUCCUUCAUCAGGGUCAAAACCAACACGACGGCAACAAUGGACAAGGACAAGCAGGAGAGGGAGUCUACAGUUCACAAAUCUGCUAAAUCUAUACAGAAGCACUUCUUUGGCAAGAAAUCCACAAGUGAGAACCAAAAUGAGUUGGCGACGCGUCUGUUGAAGAUCGCAGGAUCAUCAGAGGAUGGAACCGAGAAAACAGAGUCGCUCUCGCGUACAGCCAAACUGGUUAUUGCUGCAAAGGACACUGCAACUAAAAACAUGUGUCCUACUGCACAGAGCGUGUCUCCCUCUCACCGUCAGACUCUUUACUCCAACAGUCUGGUCUCCAAGUAUGGUCCUAAGUUUGAAGAAGAGGUAGCAGAUUUCUUAGCAUCUUAUAAAAUUGAUCCAUGUGACCUGGACAAAAUUACCAUUGCAGAUAUUCGCCACAAGUUUGAGAAAACUAAGAGAAGAAAGCUGACCCCAGAUGAGAAGAAAACCUUUAUAGAGCUGGCAAGAGAGUACAUCUGUAUGGUGUUUGCCGAGGGAGAUGUAAAUAAGGACACUCCUGUUCAGAAAAAAGACAGGGAUAACAACCAUGUUAAUUCCGACCAUAAGCCUGACAAAACGUCAAUUCAUGCUAGGAGAAAUAUUUUGACAGAUGCGAAAAGAAACCAGUCUGAAAAAUCUAGGACUACACCCAGUGGAGAGAAAAGUUUUACAGAGAGGGAAAACAGUUUUGAAAAGAGUCCUCCAAAACACACACCUUCUAAACCAGGAAAGAGCUUGUGUAUUUCAGAACAGAAAAAAAAUGAAGUGAAAAAUGCAGCAUCUGAGUUCAAGAAAAAUGGAUUCAGCUCACCAAAAACUUUCAGAACGAGCAUUGAUUCCAGUUCAGAGAAAGACGUAUCUGAAGAAGAUAGGUUAAAAGUGAAGUUAGUCUCCAAUUUUGGACCUAGUUUUACACACAUAUCUCCUAAAAGUUCUAACAAACAGAACAGUUUGGGAGGUUGUCCUGUGUCGUCGCCGUCCACAAAUGACGUCUGGCUGUCAAAACGGUCACCAUUACAGUCAUCCACACCUGUCAACCCUGGGGCUAGGGGCAGGAAGAGGGCCCUGAGUGGUGCGGGGCCAAGGACCAAAAUUCCCCGAACAGAGGAAGAUGAGUGUACUCCUAAGAGGGGUACAAAGUCAGGACGUGGACGUGGAAGAGGCAAAAGUGUCAACUCAAGGGAAGUAACUCCUACAUCUUUUGAACGCUGUGCUGGGUGUAAUGAAUCCAUUCCAGGAGACCAGUUGGUGUCCCACACCCUUGUAUGUACGGGCCUGGGCUCCUGUGACACGUCAAGUUACUAUGGAGUGUCGCCAGACAAUUCACGGAGUAACCACGGACAAUUUCCGGGCAUGGGCAAUGUUCUAGGCAACAGUAAUGAAACUACUAGUCCACUGAGUGGAUUAUAUCCGGACGUUUAUAUCCCUUCAGAUAGAGGUCCUGGUGUGUCCGAGUUUUCGGACCAGUAUGUUGAAUGUCCACUCUGUAACGAGUUUUUCCGUCAGUGUGUUGUAGAGAGACAUGCUGCUACUUGUGGUACAUGAAUAGAUCAAACACCUGGACCAUUAUUGUUAACUUGGCCCAAAGUGUUGGACCAGAGUUUAGGAAA